AUGGAGGUGUACGCUAGGAAUGGUCGAGUCCCCUUGGCCCGCCGGCUGUUCGAAGAAAUGCCUCUUAGGGAUGUGGUAACUUGGACGUCCUUGUUAUCCAGCUAUGUUAGCGCGGGAGACUCUCCCGAGGCCUUCCACUUGUUCUGCCAAAUGCGAGCGGAGGGUCUUGAGGUGAAUCAAGUCACAAUGGCGGUCUUGCUUCGAGCAUGCUAUGGUUCCGAAGACAAGGUCGCAGGGUGCCAACUACAAGCAUUUGCGAACAAGGCAGGCCUCCAAAGUCAUGAGUUGCUUCAAAAUUCAAUUUUGAGCAUGUUCAGUAGAUUGGCUUGCUUCGAAGAGGUCAUGAAGUUUGCCAUCAUUCAAAACAGGAGCAUUGCCUCUUGGAAUAUCCUCCUAUCAUCCUACUCUUUCAUAGGAGAUGUUUCCAGAGUAGUCAAGUGCUAUAGGAAGAUGAGACUAGAGGUGGCUCCUAGCAAUGAGACUCUAACUUUGCCCAUCUCUGCAUUCGCCAAGUCAGUCAUGUUGCAUGAUGAAUGCCAAGUGAAGAGCAACACCAUAUGGAGCAUCAUGAUGUGGGGCCUUAUUCAGAAUGGUGAGUUCUUGGAAGCUGUCAACGUGUUUGAAAGAAUGCAAAAGUCUGUAAUUAAGCCUUGUAAGGAUGCUCUAAGGGCCUUAGUUGUCGCAUAUACUAACUUGGGAGCUUUGUUGUUGGGUAGAGGAGUUCAUAAUCUUAUGUAG
This is a messenger RNA of Zingiber officinale, 738 nucleotides long. RefSeq names its product pentatricopeptide repeat-containing protein At4g01030, mitochondrial-like. The transcript is spliced from 2 exons. The coding region runs from base 1 to 738 and encodes 245 amino acids. Lineage: Eukaryota; Viridiplantae; Streptophyta; Magnoliopsida; Zingiberales; Zingiberaceae. The record is from RefSeq and is a predicted model, not a curated record. Gene Ontology annotation, molecular function: protein binding; RNA binding. Gene Ontology annotation, biological process: RNA modification.